Molecule: messenger RNA, 1638 nt
Organism: Aspergillus heteromorphus CBS 117.55
Lineage: Eukaryota; Fungi; Ascomycota; Eurotiomycetes; Eurotiales; Aspergillaceae
Exons: 3
Coding region: 208-1578 (456 amino acids)
Source: RefSeq, a predicted model, not a curated record
CCCCCCCCCCCUCCCAUCACCACCUUGCAUACUCAAGGGGCGGCUCCUUUAUCCGCGUCGUCACGCGCUCUUUGUCCACAAACUUACACCCACCGGUCCCAAGGGAGCUUUGACAGACACGACACAAACACCCACGUUCCUGCCUACGUCCUACCUACAUCCUACGUACCUAUCCUCCGAGAACCCCCCGGGAUGAGAUAGCCCGCCAUGCAGCAAUUCACCCAACUGAAGCACUGGAGACGGCCGUCUCAGCGGCAAUCGCACGAUCCGGUCUUGACGGCGGAGGAUGAGGCGUUUUUGCAGGAGAUAAUGGCCGACCCGGCGAACCAGGAGUCCGCUGUGUCGCCCACCGAGGCUGAUCAUCAGCUUUCGCCCGUUUCUCCUAUGCCCAUGGAACCUUUGGAUACCGUGCAGUCGCCUGUGUCGCCGGUGGAGGAGUUUGGGAGAGAGCUAGGGGAGGAAGAGCGGAAAGCGAGGGAGAGGACGGAGCGGCCUCAGAGUGUUUCCCAGGGAUCGAAGGCGGAAGCGCCCUCGCAGAAGAAGAGGUCGUGGAGUUGGUUUCGGAGAAAAAGUACGGUUGAUAAGAAGGGCAAGGAAACCAUCGAUGAAGCAGUCGCAACAUCCCCGAGUGACACGCAGGUCUCCGAUAACAAAAAUGACGAGGACGCCAAACAGGAAGAGGAGGAUAUGACGGAGAUACUCGAGCGUCUGAACUUGGCAGCGGAGAACAACCGGGUGUUCUCCAUCAGUGACGAUACGCGGGAGCUUCUACGCAAGUUCACGUUGAUCUUCAAAGAUCUGAUCAACGGUGUUCCCACUGCCUAUCACGAUCUAGAGAUGCUCCUGAAGAACGGCAAUAAACAGUUGCAGAGCACCUAUUCCACGCUCCCGAAGUUUAUCCAGAGUCUGAUCGAGAAGCUUCCGGAGCGAUGGACGGAGACCUUGGCCCCCGAGGUUCUCGCGGCUGCCACCGAGAAGGCUGGCAGGAGCGGCAUCAACGUGGACAACGUAGGCAAGGCCGCGGCGACAGCAAGCAAGAUGGGGAUCAAGGUCCCCACGCUGAAGGAACUGGUUGGAAAGCCAGCCGCGCUCGGCGGGAUGUUACGGUCUAUCAUGGCCUUCCUACGAGCACGGUUCCCUGCGGUGCUGGGGAUGAACGUGCUGUGGUCAUUGGGGCUGUUCAUCCUUCUAUUUGUUCUCUGGUACUGCCAUAAACGUGGGCGGGAGGUCCGACUCGAAAAUGAGCGUCUCGUCACAGAAGACGAGAUCGGGAAGUUGAAUGAGGAAUCAUCUGAAGAGAGGAUCCGCACCACUGAGACGCUGACAACCACGGCUCCUCGGGGAGCCUCUGCAGCAGAAGUCCGCCAGGGGGUCAAAGAAGCACAACGGGCGCGAGAGGCAGCCGCUGCAACUGCUGCCACCAGUCCCAAGGAGCCAGAAAACGAGAGUAGUGCUAAUAGUAAAAACAACUCGUCCACGAGACCCAAGCGAUCCAAGUCCAUUAUGGCAAUUUGGUCUAGGUCGGAUCCCAAACCGACCCCGCCAACGGCGAAAAUCGAACCCUACCCAGGGACAUGAGAGCUACUGUGACCAUUGAGUACGCAAUCGUUGCGUUUUAGGAAGAGAAGAGAAAGGGAG